Molecule: messenger RNA, 273 nt
Organism: Scutellospora calospora
Lineage: Eukaryota; Fungi; Glomeromycota; Glomeromycetes; Diversisporales; Gigasporaceae
Source: the annotation of a GenBank genome assembly
AGUAAUGAAGCUUCCGCUUCUCAAGCCCAAAACUCAUAUUCAGAUAGCUCGCAAAAAUCUCAUGACGUCAAACAAAUUUCGGAAUCGCAAUCUAUUUGUAACACUCCUAAUUUACCUAAAGAAUCCUCAGAACAAAAUACAGACUUACAGAAAACAAAAAUCCCUGAAAUAGAUGUACAGCCAUUGAUAGAAGAAUUAAGAAUAGAACCUUUAGUGGAAGAUACCAUAAGCAAUCACUCGCAAUCGAAUUGGUCCAUCUAUUUGAAAAAAUAA